Salvia splendens (bonfire salvia) is the source of this 2047-nucleotide messenger RNA. Its product is annotated as probable serine/threonine-protein kinase PBL7. Gene Ontology annotation, molecular function: ATP binding; protein kinase activity. The record is from RefSeq and is a predicted model, not a curated record. NCBI's taxonomy places the organism in Eukaryota, Viridiplantae, Streptophyta, Magnoliopsida, Lamiales, Lamiaceae. The transcript has 6 exons. Gene Ontology annotation, biological process: protein phosphorylation. Bases 470 to 1879 code for a protein of 469 amino acids.
CAUCUCCUCUGUCAAGCACGGUUGUUGGGGUAACUAGUAAUUGGGUGGUCGCCAAACUGAAAUUGCACCUAAAAAAUUAAUUCUUUUAAUCCCAAUCUUGAAUAUCCUCGUUUCCCCUCAAAUCCUCCACACCAAAUCAUUAAUGGCAUCUUCUCCAAAUAAUGUGAAUUCAAUUGUAUUCAUUCUCAAUCUGAAUAUUUUUCUUGCAUUAUAGUAGUUGCACUUGUCUCUUCCAACACCACCAAACAUUGUAAUUUGUUGUUCUACUACUAUUAAUCCUUGAGUGGAAAGGGGUUUGUAUAUUGCCAUUUAUUCUUCUCUUCUCUUCUCUCACCUUCUCCCAUUAUUCUGUAUAGAGAUUUACCAGACGCCCUUUUUUAAACAGAUAUCUGUAUCAAUUUCCCCAAUUCUUUCUCCCUUUUCAAUCUUGACGGCUUAUUUCUUUAAAGCAAAGUUGAUUGAAGAUAAAAUGACUCAAGCUUUGUGCGGUAGUGAUCAUGAGAGCUCUGAAUUUGAGGUGAAGUUCAAGUCUUUGUUGUACAAGAUGUUCUGGGAUUUCGGCUUGGGUUGUGUUAUCCCCCGCCGCGAGAAGGGUUUGGAUCACAACAAGGCGUGGUUACUGGCGGAUGCCGGCGGCUGCGCGGCGGAGGAGCCGCACUCGGUUCACUCCUCUUUUAGGUUCAGCUUGUGCUCUCAGGUUGAGCUGGAUUCCAUGACUCUGAAUAAAAGCAACACUGCUGCCACAGUUUUAAUGGUGAAUUUGUCUAAAUCACAAGAUUUGAAAUGGAAAAGAAUUGAGUCUUUGGAGAGAAGAAGGGAUAAUUCUCUGAUUAGGUUCAGCUACUCUGAUAUUCUCUCCGCCACCAGAAAUUUCUCCAAAGGUAGAGUGUUGGGGAGAGGGGCAUUGAGCUGUGUGUUUAGAGGGAGAGUGGGAUUCAUGAGGACUGCAGUGGCGAUCAAGAGGUUGGAUAGGGACGAUAAGGAGGCUUCGAAGGCGUUUUGCCGGGAAUUGAUGAUUGCUAGCUCUUUGCAUAACCCUCACAUUGUUCCACUGCUAGGCUUUUGUAUGGAUGCUGAGAUGGGCUUGUUUUUGGUGUACAAGUAUGUCUCCGGUGGAAGCUUGGACCGAUUUUUGCAUGAGAAGAAGAGGGGUGUGACUGUGAAGGGUAGUCCGGCUCUUCCUUGGCAGGUUAGGUACAAGGUAGCCGUUGGGAUUGCUGAGGCAAUCAACUACUUGCAUAAUGGAACGGAAAGAUGUGUUGUUCAUAGGGAUAUAAAGCCCUCUAACAUCCUCGUUUCCUCCAAGAAGACGCCUAAAUUGUGUGACUUUGGCUUGGCAACGUGGACUUCUGCACCCUCGGUACCAUUCCUUUGCAAAACUGUCAAAGGAACGUUCGGGUACUUGGCUCCCGAAUAUUUCCAGCACGGGAAAGUGUCGGAUAAAACUGAUGUCUAUGCCUUUGGCGUUGUGCUCUUGGAACUCAUUACUGGUAGGAAACCGAUCGAGUCCAGCAGAGGGCCGGGAGAAGAGAAUUUGGUCCAGUGGGCAAAGCCCCUGUUGCAGCAAGGAGGUGUAGAAAAGCUGCUAGAUCCACGGCUAGGAUUCACCCCGAAGAGCAUGAGUCAAGUCACGCGGAUGGCACGAGCUGCGGCCGCUUGCAUAAACAACGAGUUGAGGAGGCCCGAGAUGGGAGAGAUCGUCACAAUAUUGAAGGGAAAAGAAUCCACUGUCUUAACCAGAAGCAAGACUCUUCUUAACAGUGGUGUGACCGAUGCUCACCGCGAGUUGUUGCAAACAAAGACUGAAAUGAAGAAUCAUUUCGCGAUGGCCAUGCUCGGAGUCGAGCUUGACGACGAAGACAGCCUUUAUCGUUGGUGAUACGUCGGCCUCACAUUUCUCAUUUUAGGUCCAACAAGUUUGAUUUUUGUACAGAAAGCCAACUUGAAUGCAUAGGAAGUGGCUCAAUUUGACCCUUUAUUAGCACAACGUGUAUUGUGCUGGCCGUAUAUAAAUAAUAUAGUAGCAUCUAUUAAAAUUUAUAGGAAA